UGUAAAUCUCAUGUACCAACAAACAGCACAAGAAAAUGUGUGGUUAGAAUUCGAUUUAUGAAUGUUUUUCGGUUAUUUAUGUUAUUUUGAAUUAUUUUAAUUACGAUGGAUUCGGAUUUAGAUCGGUCUUUACGCUUGUUAGAGGAUUCCAUAAGUUCAAAGGGCAGAUUCUUGCUUUCCACACCCAAAAACAAGGAUUUAAGAAGGAAAACCAUGGAGAGCCCCAUGACUCCACAAACUCUCCGAAAACUGGAUGACAAACUAGGCGAUUCCAGUUUUACAAUUUACGAUAAAUCGUUUAGCACUUUAAUUGAUGAUAACGUUUCCAUAACAGGCUCGAUCGUUCGUGCCAGCGAACCCUGGAAGGCUACUGUUAACAGUUUGUAUUUGGAGUUCUACGAGACAUUGCAAAUGUGUACGAAUAGCCACGAUGUGUUCGAUGUCAUCACAGACCUUGCUCGCUGUUGUACGGAUGCUCUGCAAGUCAUUAAAAGCUUAAAGUCGAAAAGUUCAAUCCAGUAUGUUAACGAGGACAUUUGGUUGGAAAAGGAACGAAACACGUGGCGCCUGUUACUAGUCUUGUAUCAAGAUCGACUGCUUGCCUCGAAAGACAUGGAGGACGUGCAGCAACCAUAUUUCGGCGACAGCGAGAAGUUGUGCAUAGCAAAUCUCUUUAAAGCCGAUCCUCUUGUACGCGAAACUCAACUUGUGAUCGACUGGUUGGAGUACAGCGCGGCAGAACGCGACAUUGAAGCAUUGCACUUUUCCGACUUUUCUUACGGGUGGGAAAACACUUUUCACCAGCUGCAGUCUGCCGAAACAAUCGUUUUUGAGAGCUCCAAGAAGAUUGUUACGGAAAUGCACCCGGAUGCGCCAUGGGUGGAAGAGUUACAUCUUCACGACUUAGAUACCGAAGAUGAAAAGAGACUUUGUAAGAAGAUUUUUCAGGAAAUUCGCUGCGGUAAGCUUAAUAAAGCGCAAAAGGUGUGUAUUAGUUCCGGUCACGCUUGGCGUGCAGCACUUCUGGAAGGUUGGCGACUGUAUCACAACCCGAAUACUGUUCCUCAGGUCGAAGAUGUGGAGAUGUAUGAUGCUGAUAGGGAUGAGAUGGGGUUAGACAGUGCCUUACAACCUACUGAAGGAAACGAAACGAGGGAUAUUUGGAAAGUUAUUUCACAAGCAUAUUGUGAGAAGGAAUACCUAAACAUUUACGAGAAAGCAUCCUUGGCUUCCUUCUGUGGACACUUAAAGAGUCUUUUAAGGGUGGGAGAAAACUGGGAGGAUUACCUGUGGGCGUACUUGAAAGUAUUAAUCGAUAUUCGCGUUGAAUCAGAAAUUCGUGAUAACAUAAGCAAAAAGUAUGUACCUUUACCAGAAGAGUACUGGGACCAAAGGUUGUCCCUAAACGAAGUGUUCGAAUACUUGGAAUCCGCUCCAAAUACCAAAGUGCGCAAAGAGUCCCAAUUAGAAAUGCAUAUCGUUCAAAAGCACUUAAUACUUGACGAUAUUCCGAGGUUAAUGGAGAUUAUUGGUAACUGGAUCGAAAACAGGACAUUGAGUACACAAUUUUUACGGUUUGCAGUGCAUUUGGUGCUGUUUUUGGAACAAAUUGGGCAGAUUGUUAAGAGAGAUGUUCCAGCAAAGAUUAUUGAAAGUUAUGUGCUCCGCCUUGCGGAAAUGGACGAAACUCGGCUGGUCUCGUUUUACGUUAGCAAAUUAGGAGUUCAAAAGCAGGUUGAAGUCUACGCUUCUUACUUAGAACGCAUCUUAGAUGACAACGAAAGACGCGAAGCUCUUGCGUUCGCCGAAGAUUGUGGUUUGGAUACACAUGCGAUUGCUAAACGAGUUGUUGAAAAUAUCCGAAACCGCCCACACGAAAUCGGCGCACUUGGCAAUUUACAGCAAAAAUUAACCGACACUGAUUUAUUGAAAAUAUCCGCCAUCGAUUGGUUGCUCAUUUCCAACUCGACAAAAUUGGAUGCGAUCGAGCAGACGAACGCUUUGAUCUUUACCUUCUUAACAAUGAAAAAACUGGAUGCAGCACAAUUGGCUUUCAAUAAAAUACCUCAGAAUUUUCUCGACGACAUUCUCUCAGAAGGGGACGCAGUACCAGAGAUUAAUCAAAUAUUGAGAGAGUAUUUGAGUUAUCGAACAUACUUGGAUGCGGAGGAAGCGUUUAACGAAUGGUAUAAACAGUUCAAAUCGAAACCCCUUCCUCCUGGAGAGGUGGCGGAGAAUGCGCAUUUUACUGAGCGAGUUGCGCACGAGCACAAAGAGGCGCAAUUUAAAGCUGACACGGAGCGAUGGAAUAUGUCAACGUUGCAGCUAGCGAAAACAGCAAAGGGCAAGCUGUAUAACGUGUUGCUGUUCCCCGAAGGGGGAUGGUUGAGUGGCGCAAAGGACUGCGAGUUUCUGAGAUCUACUUGCAUACCUGAAAUAGUAAUGUUACUCUACUCAGUGUUGAAUGAUUCAGAUUGUGGGGAGGAGUGUCUGCAGUUGGCCGAUAUUAUAAGCUCAGAAAAAUAUGGCCUGUACAAGGUGUUUCCGAAGACUAAGCUCAAGGAGUUCUUACACCAGCUCUGUAAUACUUCAGCGUCGCUGCUCAACAAAGAGAAGGAUCCAUGGGGGAAUGUUACUAUUAAUUAAAGUGGAAUUUUUUGUACAAUUGAUGGUAGUGUAAUUAAAUAUUAAAAGUAAAAUUUGUCAUUCCAGUUCA
Molecule: messenger RNA, 2716 nt
Organism: Photinus pyralis (common eastern firefly)
Lineage: Eukaryota; Metazoa; Arthropoda; Insecta; Coleoptera; Lampyridae
Gene: Nup107
Product: nuclear pore complex protein Nup107
Exons: 7
Coding region: 106-2646 (846 amino acids)
Biological process (GO): protein import into nucleus; regulation of DNA-templated transcription; post-transcriptional tethering of RNA polymerase II gene DNA at nuclear periphery
Cellular component (GO): nuclear pore outer ring; nuclear pore
Molecular function (GO): structural constituent of nuclear pore
Source: RefSeq, a predicted model, not a curated record